Messenger RNA from Phytophthora nicotianae INRA-310, 1005 nucleotides. RefSeq lists its product as hypothetical. Lineage: Eukaryota; Oomycota; Peronosporomycetes; Peronosporales; Peronosporaceae. The record is from RefSeq and is a predicted model, not a curated record. Bases 1 to 1005 code for a protein of 334 amino acids. The transcript has a single exon.
AUGACAACGCCAUCUCGCGACGGUGGCUUCAGUGAUCUAAGCUUCAUCUCAGUAGGUGAUCCAUACGGUCAGAAGAAAUCCAAGGAACGAGGUCUGGGAGGUGACUUGAAGCCGUUCCUGACCUGUCCACCCAAGAAGGGCCAGCUCGCUGCUACCUUUGGUCCCGGUUUUCCGAAGUUUGAUCCACUCGGUGGCGAAUAUGCAGAGCAGUACAAACUCGAAGCUCGACGUCGACUUGAAAACACGAAAACGUUUGUCAAGCCUAACGGGUUCUCGUACUCGAACCCGUCGCAGAACCACACUGGAUCUGGUGAUUACUACGGAGCAUUCGGCAAAUAUGAGCGUGACGAAGACGACAUCAAGAAAGCGAUGGAGGAAAACGCAGCACCGAAGCCCAAUCCAAAAGAAAAACAGUUCGAGAAGAAGAAUGUGCUAACAAAUCCGGGACGUCGAGGCACCUUCGGAUAUGCAGGCACUUUGAUCGGCGGGAAUCUUUCAGCCAUGGACGCUGACUAUGGAUCUGAGCGACGAGCAGCUAAACUCAUCGAAGACAAACACAAAGCAGCAAUUGGUGACCGCAAGCCGUUCAAGUCGACCACCGAAGGCGUAGAUUUCUUCGACAGUCAUGAACACGUUGCAGCGUCACGUGUCAUGGGCUGGGAUGAUCAGUGUCUGGCCAAACCGCCAGGUGCACAAGAGCUGAUGAACCCCAAGGAACGGGCGGCAGCUCGCGCUCCAACGUACAAGGCCUGGAAGCCUAAUAACCCGAUCAAAGCAGGAGAAGAAGGCACGUUUGAGAAGUUCCCAGAGAGACUACCAGAGCCGUAUGACGAAGCCAUCGUGAACCGUGCCAUGCUACCCAAUCGCCGUAACCCCGUCAAGAUAGCGACCAAGGACCUGCCCAAUGCACUGCGCGAGCGUAGGGCCUUCAAACCCAGCAGUGGACCAAAGACCAAGCUCACUCGGGGCACGUGUCUGCUAGGCAUCUCAAAGCACCACGUUUAA